AUGGAAUUCUCAAACGGUGCUCUCAAGGCCGAGACCCAGGAGUCGGUCUUGGCCGGUUCUCGAGUGAAGAUCUGGUCAGACAGCCGUGAUCGCAAGGGCUUCAAAGGGGCCAUGGCAGAGCAGGUAAGGGAUGUGUAUGGCCUGUCCAAGUUGGUAAAACCGUCAUGGGGCGACGACACAUGGAUAUUGGACGUUGGUGGCAACUUGGGCAUCACAGCCAUUCAUCUGCACAUUCGAGCACCCAAGUCCAAACUGCUGACCCUGGAGCCGAGCCCAUGGAACUACAUCUUGCUGCGGCUGAACCUGUUGCAGAACUUGGAGGCUGCUGGUCAGACCGUGUUCGCUUUGCAUGGAGGCUUCUCUGCAACGCCCGGCACCUUGCAUGGAACCCACAUGUUCACGAACGCAUGGGGCUCCAGGAACGAUGACAUCUUCCAGCCCCACAGGUCCAUCAAAGGAGAAUUGAGCAAGCAUGAGCUUGGUCACUUUACCGCUCCGCUUCGGACACUAGAGGAAGUUAAGGCAAUUAUGGUAUCAAGCAUAUCAGGCUGA
Messenger RNA from Symbiodinium sp. CCMP2456, 552 nucleotides. The record is from the annotation of a GenBank genome assembly. NCBI's taxonomy places the organism in Eukaryota, Dinophyceae, Suessiales, Symbiodiniaceae.